This is a messenger RNA of Pecten maximus, 1181 nucleotides long. RefSeq lists its product as uncharacterized. The transcript is spliced from 4 exons. The coding region runs from base 16 to 999 and encodes 327 amino acids. The record is from RefSeq and is a predicted model, not a curated record. NCBI's taxonomy places the organism in Eukaryota, Metazoa, Mollusca, Bivalvia, Pectinida, Pectinidae.
AUUUCAACCAUAUUUAUGCUACAUUACGCAUCCUUAAGCAGUGGGACUUUAUCAUUCAUAGUGUUCUAUAUGGUGAUGUUUCAGAUUAUGGAGGAUACACGACUAAAAGAGAUUGCAAAACAUUUGGUCACUGACGUCAUCCAGAAAGCCACGGAAUAUGUCCGGGCAGAAAGGGAAGAAAUGGCGGAAAUGACCAGCCAACUGGACAAGGGUGUUGACGACAUAGUUCAACUGACCAUCGGACAGUCCAUCACGGCCAUUCGUAGUGGGCAAAUAUCACCAACUGACCACAAGGUGGCAGAAAUGACGGGUCAACUGGAUAAGGAUGUUGACGAUAUAGUUCAACUGACCAUCGGACAGUCCAUCACGGCCAUUCGUAGUGGGCAAAUAUCACCAACUGACCACAAGAUGGCAGAAAUGGCGUGUGAACUGGAUAAGGAUGUUGACAAUAUAGUUCAACUGACCAUCGGACAGUCCAUCACGGCCAUUCGUAGUGGUCAGAUAUCACCGACUGACCAGAAGAUGGCCGAAAUGACGGGCCAACUGGAUAAGGAUGUGGACGAUAUUGUAAGUGGAACCAUUGGGCGGUCAAUCACAACCAUCCGUAGUGGUCAAACGUCACCAACUGACCACAAGAUGAGAAGCAGGGAGAUAACGGCAGAGGCGACAGAGCCAAGAACCGGAAAUGACGCCGGAUUACAAAAGGCAAAAACCUACCCAAGUGGCAAAGAUCACGAAACCGGGGUUCCGCCGAUCAUCACUCAGAAUAAAGCUGCAGGCAAAGUGAAGAAAACAUUUUUCGAACGUCAGCUGGACAGACUUCUCGGGAGAGAAAAGAAAAAUGAAAAGAAGUUGAAAACAGAAUUUCACGAAAGCACCCCUAGUGGAGGAAGUAGGAAACGUCCAACAAAGGCCCAUAACAAAAGGGAUUGGAUCCUUAAAAACAUCCUUUGCUGUUUUGUCCGCCAGACGGCGACAGUGGAGCCCAUUGAUGACUAAACAGAAGAUUUGUGUAACGAAAAGUUACUAACACAUUGGAUAUUUCAAAACUUGGCAUUCGUAGCAAAAUGUCAGAGGAAAUCGGAGAAGACAGCGAUAUACGGUAUCAGGCGAACAACAAGGAGUUGUAAACUUUAUAUCUGAAAGGCUACGAGGAAAUAUUGUCAAAAAGAGAUAAAAAU